Molecule: messenger RNA, 2451 nt
Organism: Diceros bicornis minor
Lineage: Eukaryota; Metazoa; Chordata; Mammalia; Perissodactyla; Rhinocerotidae
Gene: MCIDAS
Product: multiciliate differentiation and DNA synthesis associated cell cycle protein
Exons: 7
Coding region: 1-1155 (384 amino acids)
Biological process (GO): negative regulation of DNA replication; negative regulation of cell cycle
Cellular component (GO): nucleus
Source: RefSeq, a predicted model, not a curated record
AUGCAGGCAUGCGGGGGCGCCGUGGCGGGACGCCGGGCCUUCGACAGCAUCUGCCCCAACAGGAUGCUGGAGCUGCGGGGCCGGCCCUUCGGCAAACCUGAGAAGCUAGAGAGGAAGUUCGCCCCUCCGCGGAAGUUCUUUCCUGGUUGCAGCGGCGGCAGCUCGGUGUCGGUAUACGAGGAUCCCCCCGACGCGGAGCCCGCUGCGCUGCCAGCCCUCACCACCAUAGACCUGCAGGACCUCGCCGACUGCUCCGCGCUACUCGGGUCCGACGCGCCGCCUAGUGGUGACUCGGCCGCCUCGCAGAACCAUUCUCUGCAAACUGCAGGGGACUUCGAUCUGCAAGAUUUCAGAGACACCGUGGAUGAUCUCAUUGCAGACUCAACCUCUUUGAUGUCGCCUUCCCUGGCCGGCGGAAACUUCCCCUUUUCUCCUUGCGACGUAUUGCCGUUCGGGUCCUGUCUCUCCCCGCCGCUGGACCCACGGGCCCUGCAGUCACCGCCGCUGCGCCCUCCGGACGUGCCUCCCCCGGAGCAGUACUGGAAGGAGGUGGCCGACCAGAACCAGAGGGCGUUGGGGGACGCGCUCGUUGAGAAUAACCAACUGCACGUGACGCUGACCCAGAAACAGGAGGAGAUCGCCUCGCUCAAGGAGCGGAACGUGCACCUGAAGGAACUCGCCAGUCGGACCCGGCACCUAGCCUCGGUGCUGGAUAAACUGAUGAUCACGCAAUCCCGGGAUUGCGGGGCGGCAGCAGAGCCCUUCCUGCUCAAGGCAACUGCCAAAAGGAGCCUGGAAGAGCUGUUCAGCGCCGCGGGGCAGGAUUGCGCGGAAGUGGACGCCAUCCUGAGGGAGAUUUCCGAGCGCUGCGAUGAAGCGCUGCAGAGCCGCGAUCCUAAGCGGCUUCGGCUGCAGCCGGAUCCCGCGAGCACGGACGGCAGGCCCGGGAACCUGCACGGCGCCUUCCGAGGGCUGCGCACGGACUGCAGCCGGAGCGCGCUGAACCUGAGCCACAGUGAGCUGGAGGAGGGCGGCUCCUUCAGCACCCCCAUCCGCAGCCACAGCACCAUCCGCACCCUCGCUUUCCCCCAGGGCAAUGCCUUUACCAUCCGGACAGCCAACGGGGGUUACAAAUUCCGCUGGGUCCCCAGUUGAGCUGGGUUGUGAUCCUCCAAAACACUGCCCUGUAUCCUGGCUGAAGCGCCUGGAGGCUAAGCGGGAGUAGCUGGAAUUGUUUUCUGAACCUGGCUUCUCAGAAGAGCUCCCCCUGCAGGGGGAUUCACCCUGAAAAUUAUUUUUUUUUCCAGAAAAAAAAAAAGUCUUGAUACUGAUGCACUGUCAAGUUCUGGUACAAAAUGCUGAAUAGUCCCUCCCCUUUUCACAGCAAAACUCUCUCUGUGUGUGUAUGUAUAUGUAUGUGCAUACACACAUAUAUAUGUAUCACAGUCAAUUUUAAAAGUAUUGGUUUUUGAAUUAUGUACUUUUUAGAGCUGGAAGGGACUUAGAAACCACUUAGCUAUUUUACAAUUAUAUAAUGUCCUAGAUUUAUAAGAAGGAAAAGGCGGGUCUAAGAGAUUAAGUCAUUUUCUACAAUGAGCAUUAUUGGAAACUUCCAGUUGCUCUCACUGGUCAUUUAAGGAUUGUAGGCCCAGAAGCCAGGUCUCUGGGUGAACGUUUCAAUACAUCGCUCAACUUUCCCCGGUCCUGGAAGGACACUUAAUUUUGUUACUAUUGAAAACUUUUAUUCUAGCUGUCAUAAUAAAUAAUUAGAAGUAACCUAAACACUUGCCUUAGGACAGGCAAUAAACUAGAGAAAAAUGCAAAGUCUCAGAGGCAAUGAGUUAUUGACAAAAUGGGUGCUAAACACGUUCGUAGUGAUUAUUCGUAUAAUUUUGUAAGAUUUAUGGCACAUGUUUAUAAUUACAUAUACAGUUUUCUCUAAACAGAAUAACCACACAAAGCAAACUUUGUUAAUAAGAAACAUAGUUGUUUUAAGAAAAUGGCAUAUCUCACAUGAAAAAGAGUCCUCAUAUUUUUUUGCUAGAAACCAAGUGGGUAAAUCUCGGUAAAAGUGAAAUUAUCUAUUGGAAUUCCAUGGAUAAAACUGGGGUGCACAUUCCUGUUUUGUAUUUCUUGGCUUGAUCUUCUAAGAAAGGCUUACGUGUCAUAUAGGGCCUUCACUUGGACUUUUCUUCUGUACCCUUCCCUCUGGGGUUCCUUUUUCUACUCUAUUGUGAAAUUAUGCAAGUAGCAUAUGUCAAGUAGUGAUUUGUCCCGACGUCCACAGUUCUCAACAUGAGAGCUACUUCUUGCAUUUGGGGGCUCAGCUUGGGCAAGUUUCCAACCCUGUUAUGCAGCAUGGCUGGUUCAGCCAUCUGAGUGGAGAGAUCAGGUAACAGGUGAGCAGAACCUGCUCAUCCAGUUUAUUAUGUGCACUGUUAUCUGAAUUUA